AUGCUGGCUGCCAUGUUUUCCGGGAGAUACGAAAUAGAACGUUGUAAAGACGGCGCUUUCUUCAUCAACCGGGAUGGAACUCACUUCCGGUUUAUACUUAAUUAUCUUCGCAAUGGAGAGUUAAUUUUACCAGAUGGUGCAACAUUUCUCAAAGAGCUCGAAGUUGAAACUAAAUUCUAUCCGAUCCAAGAAAUAUUGGACGACUUAGUGUCUAAAGGCCCGCAGAAUUUCAAAGAAUCAGUAAUUCUGACGAACGAAGAACACCGAAGCGUGCUGAGCGGUUGGUUGCCUCAACAAGACGGCAAAUGGCAGCUUCUGAUGCGAGCUUCUGAAGAAGGCUUUCAAGCUAAAACUUUUCAUCCCUAA
This is a messenger RNA of Pocillopora meandrina, 366 nucleotides long. The record is from the annotation of a GenBank genome assembly. Lineage: Eukaryota; Metazoa; Cnidaria; Anthozoa; Scleractinia; Pocilloporidae.